AUGUUCUCUUGGAUUUUUAUGUUUUGGUUCUUGCAAAUAAACAAAUUUGUCUCUGCUUUUACCUAUAAUAUCAGUAGUUGUUAUUACAAAAUCUCUGAAGAAUUUCACCAUGAAGGAGAUGUUGUGAUUGGUGCAUUUUUCCCACUUCACACAUUCCACUCUAGGAAGAAAAAGCCACAUUCAACUAUCCCAUAUUACUAUUUGGACAAUUACAUACAGUAUAACUUUAAGAACUACCAGUAUAUUCUCGCUCUGCAAUUUGCCAUUGAGGAGAUCAAUCGGAACCCCAAUCUUUUACCUAACAUAUCUCUUGGAUUCAAUUUCUACAAUGUCAGAUUCACUGGGAAGUACAUUCAUAGUAAUACUUUUAAUUGGCUCACAGCUCUUGGUUUGANAAAUUAUUUACCUAAUUACAAUUGUAAAAAGAGAAAUUUCACUGCUGCACUGACAGGAACAUCAUGGAUAAUAUCUGCCCAAAUUGCCACAUUGCUUCAACUCUUUAAAUUUCCACAGCUGAAAGAAUGGUUGAUCAAUAAUCCAAAUAUCAAAGNAAUACAUCAAAGCAACAUGGAGUACUCAUUCCAUGGAAGCAUAAUUUUUAAGCACAAUUACAGAGAGAAUGUUGAGUUUACCAAAUUUAUUCAAACAGUUAAUCCCAAUAAAUACCCAGAAGACAUUUAUCUUCCUAAGCUGUGGUAUUUGUUCUUCAAGUGCUCAUUUGCUGAUAUUAAUUGUCAUGUGUUGAACAACUGUCAAACCAAUGCUUCUUUGGAUGUAUUGCCUCGUCACAUAUUUGAUGUGGCCAUGAAUGCAGAGAGCACAAGUAUUUACAAUGGUGUGUAUGCUGUGGCUCACAGCCUCCAUGAGGUGAGAAUUCAGCAACUUCAAAGACAACCAUAUGAAAAUGGCAAGGGGAUGGUGUUCUUUCCAUGGCAGCUAAACACUUUCCUGAAGGAUAUUGAAGUGAAAGACAAAAGGAGUUUAGAUUGGAGACAGACAAUAGAUACAGAGUAUGACAUUCUUAACAUUUGGAAUUUACCAAAGGGUCUUGGAUUAAAAGUGAAAAUAGGAUCCUUUUCUGCAAAUGCUCCCCAAGGCCAACAGUUGUCUUUAUCUGAACAGAUGAUACAAUGGCCAGCAAUAUUUUCAGAGAUCCCUCAGUCUGUGUGCAGUGAGAGUUGUGGGCCUGGAUUCAGGAAAGUAACCCUGGAGGGCAAGGCCAUCUGCUGUUACAAGUGCACUCCUUGUGCAGACAAUGAGAUUUCUAAUGAGACAGAUGUAGACCAGUGUUUGAAGUGUCCAGAGAGAUAUUAUGCAAAUGCAGAGAACAGCAACUGCUUCGAAAAAUCUGUGAGUUUUCUGGCCUAUGAAGACCCCUUGGGGAUGGCAUUAGCAAGCAUAGCUUUGUGCUUAUCUUCACUCACUGCCUUUGUUAUUGGCAUCUUUGUGAAGCACAGAGACACUCCUAUUGUCAAGGCAAAUAAUCGAGCUCUGAGUUACAUUUUGCUCAUCACACUCACCUUCUGUUUCUUAUGUUCUAUGAACUUUAUUGGUAAGCCAAACCCAGCUGCCUGCAUCCUCCAGCAGACCACAUUUGCAGUUGCUUUCACUAUGGCUCUUGCUACUGUGUUGGCCAAAGCUAUCACUGUGGUCCUUGCCUUUAAGGUCAGUUUUCCAGGGAGAAUGGUAAGGUGGCUAAUGGUAUCAAGGGGUCCAAACUACAUCAUUCCUAUCUGCACCGUGAUCCAACUUCUCAUUUGUGGAAUAUGGAUGGCAACAUCUCCACCAUUCAUUGACCAAGAUGCUCAUACAGAAUAUGGACACGUCAUCAUUUUGUGCAACAAGGGCUCAGCUGUUGCCUUUCAUUCAGUCCUCGGAUACCACUGCUUAAUGGCCCUUGGGAGUUAUGCCAUGGCCUUCUUGUCUAGGAAUUUGCCAGAUACAUUCAAUGAAUCCAAAUUUCUGUCAUUCAGUAUGCUGGUGUUCUUCUGUGUCUGGGUCACCUUUCUUCCUGUCUACCACAGCACUAAAGGGAAGGUCAUGGUNGCNAUGGAAGUAUUCUCUAUCUUGGCUUCCAGCACAGCUCUCCUUGCCUUCAUAUUUGGUCCCAAGUGUUACAUUAUCUUGUUGAGACCAGACAAGAAUUCAUUUAGUCAUAUCAGGAAGAAAACACCCUCUAAAAGGAAGAUCUUCUUCCUGAAAUAUCAAAAUGUUUAG
This is a messenger RNA of Mus pahari (shrew mouse), 2217 nucleotides long. RefSeq names its product vomeronasal type-2 receptor 116-like. The record is from RefSeq and is a predicted model, not a curated record. Gene Ontology annotation, molecular function: G protein-coupled receptor activity. The coding region runs from base 1 to 2217 and encodes 738 amino acids. Gene Ontology annotation, biological process: G protein-coupled receptor signaling pathway. Lineage: Eukaryota; Metazoa; Chordata; Mammalia; Rodentia; Muridae. Gene Ontology annotation, cellular component: membrane. The transcript has 8 exons.